Messenger RNA from Cannabis sativa, 801 nucleotides. RefSeq lists its product as uncharacterized. NCBI's taxonomy places the organism in Eukaryota, Viridiplantae, Streptophyta, Magnoliopsida, Rosales, Cannabaceae. The record is from RefSeq and is a predicted model, not a curated record. The coding region runs from base 1 to 801 and encodes 266 amino acids. The transcript has 2 exons.
AUGGCUUCAGGAAACCAAUUGAAAGAUGAGAUAGAAAGUCUCAUCGCUCGAGGCCAUUUUAAACAGUGCGUGAAAAGACAGGGCCAGGGAUACAACCAGCCCAGUAUACCCAAUAACCCAAACAGCCAGGGGUUACAACCUAUUCCUGUGGAAGGAGAGGACAUCCUUGUUAUUUCGGGAGGGCCACAUAUUGCAGGGGAAAGCAAUAACGCCCAGAAAAGAUAUGUGAAAGAGAUAAAGAACGAGCAGUCGGCCUUUGCCCCAGAACCUUCGAAGAAGUUGAAAACCGAGGAACCUCCCAUUGUAUUCACGGAAGAAGAUGAGAAAAACGUGAGGUAUCCUCAUGUUGAUCCAUUGGUGAUUACCAUUCAACUCGCCAAUAAAAGGAUCAAGAGGCUAUUAAUAGACAAUGGGAGCUCAGUAAAUAUUCUUUAUAAGGAGACUCUACAGAAAAUGGGGCUUGAAAGGGCCAAAUUAAGGCAUUGUAUGGUGAACCUUUGCAGAUUCACCGGAGACAGCAUCGCUAGCCUUGGCAUAAUCGAGCUCGUAUUAACCUUAGGCGAGGCACCUUUAUCUGCUACUGUUAUGCAAGACUUCUUAGUUAUUGACCUGCCCUCGGCUUACAACAUAUUGUUGGGUCGUCCAGCACUGAUCGGACUAGGGGCAAUCAGUUCGAUCAAGCACCUAUCUUUGAAAUUCCAAACACUAGAUGGCGUGGGAGUGGUGCGGGGCGACCAGAUACUGGCUCGCGAUCGCUAUCGCAUUGAGCUGCAGCAUAGGAAGCUGGUCAUCAGUUUAUGA